UGGGUGCGUCUGCUGUUUGGCCGUGAGUUCCCCCUGCAGGACCUGUUGGUGGUGUGGGAUGCCCUGUUUGCUGACAGCAUCACUCUAGACCUGGUGGACUAUGUCUUCGUAGCCAUGCUGCUCUACAUCAGAGAUGCCUUGAUCGCGAGUAACUUCCAGACCUGUCUGGGCCUUCUAAUGCACUAUCCACCUAUAGGAGACAUCCACACCCUACUACACAAGGCUUUGUUCCUCCGAGACCCCAAGAACAAUCCUCGGCCGGCCAACUACCAGUUCCAACAGAAUCUGGACUAUUACAAGACCAGAGGGGCAGACCUGGUCAACAGCACCCGUGCCAGUGCCAAGACGGCUCCUCUCAACAUCAACAAAGUCUCCAGCAGCCUGCUCAGCUUUGGGAGGAAGCUCAUCGCCCCAGCCAUGUCAGGGGGUGUUGCCAGCGUUAUAUCUCCAAUCAACAGCGAGAUUCGUUCUGCCCCCUCCCCCCUCACUGCAGCCCCCCGCCCGCAGGCCGAGCCCCUGUCUUCAGGCCACGCCCCCCUGCAGACACACUCCCAGUCCCAGCACCAGCGCCUAUGGAAGUCUGAGAGCAUGCCAGUCUACCUGAGCCAAGGCCAAACCUCCAGGACAGUUAGCUCCUCCCCCAGCAUAGAGAGUCUCUCUGGGGGACAGGGUCACACAGUGUCCCCGCCCCUUCCUGUCUCCAGGGGAAGUGACAUCAGCACCUCGUCCCCACCCCUCUCAGCUACCAAGAAGGACUCCUUCUUCAACAUCACUCGCUCCCACAGCAAGACCAUGGGCAAGAAAGAGGCUGAGGAAGAGUUGGAGGCCCAGGUGUCCUUCCUGCAGGGGUCAAGAUCCAACGACCUUAGAGGCCAUGAGAAGUACUGUGCCAAGAUAAGAUGAACCAACCAUUGGGUAAGUCUACCUACCAAUACAUAUAUUAACAUGCACAUUGGUAAGAUCCAGGAGGUGAUCCUACAGGAGCACCUGGAGAAAGAGGAUGAGGUGUUGGUGUCACUGGCUGGACUUAAACAGAUCAAGGACAUCCUGAAGGGAGCUCUGCGUUUCAACCAGAGCCUGCUGGAGGCUGAGGAGAACGAGGAGAUCACCAUCGCUGACGACCACUAUGACCACGCCUCCGCCGCACAACAGCAGCACGCCAACAGUCACCAUGAAGACCAGCCUUACCUGGCCGCACCACAGCGUGUCGACGGUGGUGGAGAACAGGAGGAWACCCCACCAGAGCAACAGGUGUCUCCCCCGGAGUCCUCUCUGUGUGUGGGCUCGGAGGGGAGGAACUGGGAUGACUACAUUCUGGUCUCGCAGGACGGAGAGCUGCAGCCCACCGAGGGAGGGGCGGAGAGGACCCCUCCAAUCAGACAGCUCCACGGCUCGGUCAGGGUGGAGCCGUUCCAGGACCCCCUGAUGGGUGCAGCGUCAGGUUCCUCCAGCCCAGGCGAGGRCAGCAUUCACAGCAAAGACUCAGACUUCGCCAUGGUCAACUCCCAGGACCUGUGAGGGAUUGGACUUUACUGAUAUGGGUGGGAGUUACCACUAACCAGAGAUGUAGGAUCAGUUUAUCUACUCCCUAAUCACCCACCUUAACCAUUUGGAGGGAUUCAUCCCAACCUGGAGCAUAUGCUGCCCCACACGGGAAAACCAACUCGCCACUGCUGGAUCAWACUUGCCAAUGUGGACUGGACUAUGGCAGCCUACCGUUAGGCAGUCGCCAAUACCUUAACCUACCUGCUCUGUAUUCCUUCAUGAAUACCAUAGAUCUCUUUCAUGCCUAUAGCCUCUUCUCCUGAAUGCUUGGGCCUCCAACCCCACCUGUGACUUUAAUGGUGAUACCCAUUUCUGCCACAUGAGGGUGCUACAAGACAGUUCACCACAGRCUACCCUCAGGAACUGGAAUUCAUAGUGCAUUUAUCAGUGGGGGAUGCCUUUCCCUUCUCUGUAUGUAGUAAUGGUAGGGUAGUACCCUGUUUCUCCAGGUAGGGGAGCUGUYUGUCCCAUACCUCUGUCUGUAUCUAAUGCCUGUGUCUAAAGAGCUUCUCUCGUCUUACCUCCAUUCACCGCCUCUGAUUGUCCUUUAACUGUUUCGAGGUAGAAGUUGCUCCUAACCAAUCGGCAGUCCUACACCUAGCAUUAGGGGGGAUGGUACAAUAUCUGAUCCUGUAUCAGUUGUUAGGAGGCAACUUCUAMCUACUCUUAACCAGUGCCUGGAAACCAUUGACAGAUUAACUGACUCUCACUUCUUUACAUUUUGUUUAAAGAUACAAUUUUAACCCAAUACAGCUGCACUACAAUGUGAAAUUAUUAAAUUAAGGAAAACAGGCUUUAAAAAAAAAAAAAUCUAUUCCAUGUAAUAAGAUUUCAUUAUUUCUGAUGUCCUUGUAUUUAUCUUGCUUCCUGGGGUAGCCAAGUAAAGCAUUGCACACACGAGGGAUGUCCCUACAGCAGAGAUGAUUAUCUAUAGACCAAUAAAAUGCUUGUUACAGUA
Molecule: messenger RNA, 2503 nt
Organism: Salvelinus sp. IW2-2015
Lineage: Eukaryota; Metazoa; Chordata; Actinopteri; Salmoniformes; Salmonidae
Source: RefSeq, a predicted model, not a curated record